This is a messenger RNA of Xyrauchen texanus (razorback sucker), 3946 nucleotides long. RefSeq lists its product as uncharacterized. The transcript has 2 exons. Lineage: Eukaryota; Metazoa; Chordata; Actinopteri; Cypriniformes; Catostomidae. The coding region runs from base 101 to 3313 and encodes 1070 amino acids. The record is from RefSeq and is a predicted model, not a curated record.
UAUUCCAGCGGUGCUUCCAGCUCACAAAGACACCACAUCUAAUGUCCAUUUUGCCAAAAAGAGAGAUGGUGAGGGGAUAACGGGGUUGACAUUGACAAGUAUGAGAGCGCCCCCAGUCGAGAUAUUUGCUCUGAACAGCAAUUUAGUUGGCCACAAAAACGCAUCAUCAACGACAAAAAAGAUCGAGCUCAUGGGGAAGUUUGCCCAGGGGCAAAGUGGGGUCAUAAGACUGACCGAAACGUUAAAUUUUCGAUACAAUGUCAAAUCCGGCCAGCCUGGAAACGAAAGGCGCGCAACAUUUGCGCGUAAUGCUGGAGGAUCACGUUCCACAGAUGAAGUUACAGACACCUUGCCAAGCGCUCAGGGGUGUGAGGCCAGCAAGCCACCCUGCAAUGCAGGGGAAACCAUGGAAGACGCGCACAAGAAAGCAAUACUCGCGUCGAGUCUCCUAAAAAAUGUCAUUUCCAAGAAAAUUCAGUUUGAGCAGGAGCGCAAAAUGGAGAGGGGCGAGAUAUGCGAGACCCACCACGCGCCCUCUCCGUGUUUUGUUUCGCACGAACAUGAAGCGCAGAAGGAGAAAGUGACAACGAAAAAUUCCAAAGGACUGCACAGGCAAAGCUCGAAAUUCUCCGAGGCGGACUCGGACCUCACUUUCGUUUGCGUGGAUGAAUUUGGGCAUAUAGUGCACAGCAAUUCAAGCGAUGCCAAAGACGACAGUCGCAAGGAAGAGGCUUCUACUAGAGUAUCAGAAACGAAUUUAGAGACGGCGAAUGAAGCAGCGUUCGAUGCUAAAAAAGGAGCAUUCGAAGCAUCCAAAAGCACGCUGCUUCGAAGCCAAAAUAGCGCAUUCAGAUCCUGGAGGGACGGUGAGCUAGGGUUUCAAAAGGAACAUAAAAACGAGAAAACUCCUGAAGGGAAACUGCCACCGACUGACCGGUGUCCGAGGGAAACGAACGUAUACAUCGAUCCGGCGACGAGCAAGCAUACUAAAAUGUCACAUUUGUUUGUGCCAAGUAUCCAACUUCCGUCCGGUGAGAGGGAACCGAGGAAUCCGCCGCCGAUUAGGAGUUAUUCCAUGCGCAACGAAGGAGGUAUGAGAAUGCGCUCAAACACCCUAUAUGUCACAGAUACCACGCGCAGCGCUGUCACAUCUAAGUCACCAGAAAUUAAAAUAAGUUUGCGGAGCAUAAGGGAUAACAAAAUUGACCCGUUCAAUAUCGCAGAGCUGCUGACUCCCAAUAUAGGCUGUAAUGCGGCGAGCCAGAUAAAGACAGCUGAUGACACCAGAUGCCAAGCGCUCUCCGCAGCGUUUAAGGGUGAGUCUUCUGACAAAGCGCCUCACUUCAUAGUCAGAGACGUUAGAGAUAACAGGUGUAAGCUACAGACACCUAUUCACCAGGUUAGAGACGUGCGUAAAUUGGUGAAGAGUUCUUACCACUUUGUGGCUUUAGAUAGUCACGAAAACAAGUGUAAAAAGGGGACCCCAGACAGACAGCACAAGAUAUUAAAGCAGAGCCCAUAUCUUAACUCGGCCUCUCUCUCGCCCAUAGUCAUUAAAUGCCAGUCAGUGAAUACAAAUAGCAAUGCGAAGCUAGCCAGAAAUUUUAUAGACCCUGCAAAGCGAAGAUUUCCAGAGGAUAUAUUUGAGUCUGACAGGUCAUCUCCUCAGGUUCCUGUGGAGGGCCCCAAAAAAGGGAGCACGCCAAUCCAGAAACAAGUUAACAGAUUUCCUUUAGGUAACUCAAAGCAAGAGGUGCCAACAGGAUUGAAAAUUGAGACAAGCACCGUUAGACAAGAUAAUACGUGUGACACGAGCGAGAGCAUAUCCGAACCCAAGAUGGCCAACCAGGCUGCUUUGGAGAAAUUGCAAGCAGCUGUCAAAACAAUGGAGCAGUUGUAUGUUUUUGACAAGAAUGAAUGGAAGAGAAAAUCAGACCCACAACCAAUAACAGAUAGCCACGUGCUUUCACUUAUUGCCAGAGACGUACAUGGGGAUGCUGUUGAGGAGCAGGAAAGUGGUAGUUCGGUUCCCACAACAAGCAUGGAGAAGUUUGUGGGACGAGAUUCAAUCCCUGAAAAAAUCUCUGCAGGGCCUCCAUCAACCCAUAUUGAGAUGCCAGCUAAAAAAGAGGAAAAGGAUCCACCAAAGUCACUGAUAACCCCUAUCACCCAGGAUGAGAGAACCGUCCUUAAAUCGCUCAUGCAACUAACAGGAACGCCCUUUGGGAACAUAUCUCUGAGUCACAGUCAGAAACCUUUAGCCACAAGUUCCACAAAGUCACCACAAUCACAUGUUUCAUUGCCAGUAUCGCUUAGUUCCAAGGGUGGGAUGCCAAAAUCUUCAAAACUACCUGAGGUAUCUCAGGCGAAACAAGUGAUGGAGGAAAGGAAGAGGCCAAAUGGUAGUGAGGCAGAGUUCGCCCCUUUACAGUUCACUGCCACUGCAGAUGCAGAGAACUACCUGACCAUACCCGUGAAGCCUCUCGCCACUUCCGCCUUCAAGCCAACCGUGGCUGCACUAGGGAGAACAGCAGUUUAUGGGAUCCCAGCCGCAGGAGGUAAAACCCUAACUGCCAGCCCAGCACCUUACUUCGCUCACAAAGAGAGCCAUCAAUCCCUCAAACGAUCAACUGUUGUUAUGGAGACACGGCCCCCAGAUACAUCCACUGCCACUAUUUACCACACACCCAUGCCUUUUGCAAUGCAAGCUGCUCAGCCUCAAGUCAUUUGCUUCUCCCCUACAGUUCAACCUUCCCCAGUCCCAACUGAGCACUUACAGCGGACCCAAAGAAAGAUGCUCUUGGACCCCACCACAGGUAAUUACUACCUGGUGGACACUCCAGUCCAGCCAGCCACCAGACGUCUCUUUGACCCAGAGACUGGGCAGUAUGUGGACAUCCCUAUGCAACAGCAGUCUCCCAUGACCUCCGUCCCCCUGCCAAUAUCCCCCCUCGCCCUCGGUCCAGGAGCAUAUGGCCAUACCUACAUGUUGUAUCCAGGAUACAUGCCAACUACAGUGAUCCCCACCAGCACCAUUCAGUCCCAGCUCUCCAUGCAGUCAGAAGCAGAUGAUGGGGAUCGAUCCCAUUCACACAUGGGACAGCAGGUGGAUGGUGCUUACAUGGAGAGUCCUUAUUAUAUGCCAUCUGGGAAGUCAUUCCAAACCACCUCUAUGGCUCAACACGUCACCACCAGCAGGGUAGCCAACAGCAAUCAGCCUGUCAUUAGCAUCACCUCCCAGCAAGGGCCCAGGAUCAUCGCACCCCCCUCCUUUGAUGGCACCACCAUGAGCUUUGUGGUGGAGCAUAGGUAAAGCCCCAAUCACCUACAGUGAGACAAAAGCCAUCACCUUCUCACUGAUUUGGUGUCCGGUUUGUUCCAUUUUUACUAAACUGUCUUUUGGAAUCACAAUCUCCUUCAUCACAAACAGUCAUCAGGAUUAUGAAAUCACCCACUCUUCUCCCAUUAUUAAUUGUGGCUUUUUGUUUUGCCCCAUUGCUUAUCCCACUUCUUUCAUUUUGUGUUGUACAAUGGAUUGUCUGCCUUUAAAUCAUUAUGAAAGUGGUUGUACAUUAUCAGAGGGUAGCUAAAACCAUCUGCAAAUAGAUUAUUGUAAAUAAAUAAAUAACUUUCAGCACCUUCAGAAACUGUUAAUAUACAGUAGGUUAUGAUUCAGUAAAAAAAAAGAAAAAAUUAUUCGUGGAACACAAGCAUAACAAAUUUCAGUAUAAAUAAUAUUUAAAACUAUUCUUACGUAAAUUGUCCCAUUGAAUUGAAUGCCACAGUGUAUGUAGGACUGCAUGCUUGUGUUUCAUGAAUAAUGUCCAUUAACUGGUAAUUAGUAAUAACUGUACUGCAUGUGUUUGGAACAACAUUUUUAGGUGAACUAUUCCAUUUAACUUAAAGGGAUAGUUCACCCACAAAUGAAAAUUCUCUCACCAUUUAC